AAGUUGUCUCUAAAUAGAAUAAAAAAGAAUAAUUCUAGUCUCUCUGGCGCUUGAAAGACAGCUCCUUUUUCUUCUUCGUUUAUAGAGAGAGGAAAUCAAGGACAAAAGACGAUCUCCAUUGCCACAAACCUCUCUCUAUCUUCUCUCUUCUCAGAAUGGGGCUGUCUUUCACCAAGCUCUUCAGCCGGCUUUUUGCCAAGAAAGAGAUGCGUAUACUUAUGGUGGGUCUCGAUGCUGCUGGUAAGACGACUAUUUUAUACAAGCUCAAGCUCGGCGAGAUUGUCACCACCAUUCCAACCAUCGGAUUUAACGUGGAGACUGUGGAGUACAAAAACAUUAGCUUUACCGUCUGGGAUGUUGGGGGCCAAGACAAGAUCCGACCUUUGUGGAGACAUUAUUUCCAGAACACACAGGGAUUAAUCUUUGUUGUUGAUAGCAAUGACAGAGACCGUGUGGUUGAAGCCAGGGAUGAGUUGCACAGAAUGUUGAAUGAGGAUGAGCUCAGGGAUGCAGUGCUGCUAGUAUUUGCAAACAAACAAGAUCUUCCUAAUGCCAUGAAUGCAGCUGAGAUUACUGAUAAGCUUGGUCUCCAUUCGCUUCGUCAACGUCACUGGUAUAUCCAGAGCACAUGUGCAACCUCAGGUGAAGGGUUGUACGAGGGACUUGACUGGCUUUCAAACAACAUUGCCAACAAGGCUUAGGUGGUUGUUUAAUUCGCAAUUUUGUGUUGGCUGAAGAACAAGAAAGGAUGAUGAUACAGUUUGUUGUGUUUGUUAUUGUUUUAGAUUUGGUAUGUUGUUAAAUUGUUUUGUUGUACCGUGUUUCUGCGUUCUCUUGCAAACGCUGACGUUUUGUUACUAAAUAGUGUUCCACAAUAAUUCAUAAAUUUCCUCCUCGAAA
Humulus lupulus (European hop) is the source of this 900-nucleotide messenger RNA. Its product is annotated as ADP-ribosylation factor-like. The coding region runs from base 156 to 701 and encodes 181 amino acids. NCBI's taxonomy places the organism in Eukaryota, Viridiplantae, Streptophyta, Magnoliopsida, Rosales, Cannabaceae. The record is from RefSeq and is a predicted model, not a curated record. Gene Ontology annotation, cellular component: cytoplasm. The transcript has 7 exons. Gene Ontology annotation, molecular function: GTP binding; GTPase activity. Gene Ontology annotation, biological process: intracellular protein transport; vesicle-mediated transport.